AUGGCGGCCUCGCUGGGCUCAGACUGCCUGACUGAGGAAGCUGCCUCCACAACCACUGCGGUAGAGCGACCCACCAAACACAAGCUCCCCACGCCGACGGAGGCGCACGAAAUCCGGCUAAAGCCCCCCACCAUACCCCGGGACGUUCACCCACCACCACCGCCCAAGAAGAGCCGAUUGGAAGAACGAUGCGUGAAGCCCAAGAAAGUCCCUGUAACCAGCAGUGGCGAGGCGGAAAAAGACGCACCAAAACACCCGGGUUUGUGGAACUCUACUCCGGGCAAAGCUAGCGUGCCAGUCCCCGGUGCACCUCACUCCCAGCUGCCGUCGUCCAACAAGCAAAAAGUCUUCAAACCCAACGAUUUACCCCCGCACAAGAAACCUAAACUGAGCAAAAACCCAUCGAAGGAUAAACAUAAAGAGGAAGAGCGCAAAAAGAAACAUAAAUUAUUAUUGCUAACUGCGAAUAACAUUGGUAAUAACAGUAUCAGUAACAGCAGCGUUAUAAGCAGGUUUGACCAUGUCGCCCCGACGAAUACACCAGAGAAUGGGGAGAUCACUGCGACCGAGAUCACGCUGCCAUGCAAAGAGCACAUGACCAACAACAAGAGAAAAGAGCGGGAGAGGGAGGAGCGAGAGAAAAAGAGAGUUCGAGACAAGGAGCGCGAGAAGAAACACAACAAACUGAUGAACCAGAUCAAGAGGGAGAACGGAGAGGUCAAACAGCCUAAAGAUGCGUGCCUCACGAGAGACGCCUUCAGACGCAGCGAUGACAGAGCCACAAACAGCGCUACACACCUUAGCAGUAAUAUCUCCCUUGCUCGAUCCAACACUCCGCCUUUCUCCACAAAUGAGGUGAAGAACUUGCUGCAGUCCAUGCCCAGGACCAGUGAGCCCCGGGAGAUGCUGUUUGAGGACCGGACCAGAGCCCAUGCAGAUCACAUUGGCCAGGGCUUCGAACGCACAACCACAGCAGCUGUGGGGGUUCUGAAGGCCGUGCGCUGUGGGGACAGCUCGGAGCCUUCUCGUGUGACCAAAGAUGCCAUUUGUUUCCACGCAGCCGACUUCCCCUACGUGGUACAGAGGCUGCAGCUGGACCUGUACGAGCCACCUCUCUCCCAGUGUGUUCAGUGGGUGGACGAUGCCAAACUCAACCAGCUGCGUCGCGAGGGUAUCCGUUACGCCCGAGUCCGUCUCUGCCACGACGACAUUUACUUCAUCCCCCGAAAUGUAGUCCAUCAGUUCAAGACUGUGUCGGCGGUGUGCAGCCUAGCGUGGCACGUCCGCUUACGCCAAUACCACCCAGAGCAGAAACGAGAAGAGUCCAACAGCAGCGAUGAGAGUGAAACAGAGGAGGAAGAGGAGGAGCAGGUGAAGGUCGAGGAGAUCCCUGUGAAGAUCAAGGAAGGCAAACAGCACGUAGAGAAGGAAAGGAAGCUUGUCAAAGAGCGAUUCAAGAGGGAAAAUACAGAAGAGGAAGGACAGAGGACUUUGCCGAGCGUUAAGUUUAAAAAAGAGGAGACUUUUCCUCCAAAAGGUUUAAUUGCUGAAUCAAUAGAAUCAAGCAAAACUAAAGAGGAAAAAGAAAGGACUAAAAAUAAGGAAUUGUUGAAAAUCAAGCGGGAUUCGCCAACAGUUGUGAAGGUGAAGUCAGACCAAGUUUUAGCCUCUAAGUCGAUCACGGCUUUGCCCCAUUCCCCUCGGUCUAAACCUCUGUCAAUAAAGCACUCUGAAUCCAAAAGCGCGUCUUCCAAAACAUUGUCGCACGAGGAAAAUGGUGCAAAAACACAGAUCUCUUCUCCAAUCUCUCUGCCGUCCGUAAAGUCUUCCACGUUGCAAUUACCGUCUACUCCCAUCAAGCCGUCUGUGGUUUCAUGUCCUACCACCUCCAUAAGUCCUGGAGACGCAACUUGUUCUUCGAAAACCACAACCACUGCAUCUCGUCUGCCACCUACCUCUCCGUCUUUACUCAGUUCGUCUUCCCAACCGCUGAAAGACACAAGAACGUUCCCAGAGACAAGGAUCCCACGCAUUUCACACGAGAGGAGCAAACCGGCGGACGAGAACCUUCCACAGAGACACAAGCCGAGCGUAGCAGACAGCCGUGCCCUUGCGCUGCCAGAGGUGCGGACUCUCUCGGAUAAGUGGUCAAUGCGGGCAGAGCGGCAAACAACCGCCCCUCCGGACCCCUCGCGACCGGGUUUAUAUCUGCAGCAAUAUGCGCCUCAGAACAUCCACAACAGCAGCAAUCACCACCACCAUCAUCUCUCGCCCCCUCCGCCUCUGCCGCCUCCCCCUCUCCCACCUCCUCCCCCACCCAUGAUGCCUCCCUCAUACCCGCCCCUCAUGCCCCCGUACCCGCCCCCGUCUGCAGCCCCUCCCGGGCUCAGCCACUACCAAAGCCACCCAUAUCAGAACUCUGCGUACUAUCCACCGUUGAUGCCUCCCCUGGCUGCUCCCCCGCCGCCUCUACCCCCUCCCCACACCUACCCCCCUCCGCCCCCGCCCUUCAGCUCGCACCACCACCAUGCGUUUUUACCGCCGCCGCACCACCAUCACCACCACCACCACCAAGCUUUUCUGUCGCCCCAGGGUGCCUUCUCCACGCCGCCUCCGUAUCACCAGCCGUACCCCGCCCCCUCCUCCCCCCUCCACGUCCCCGCCUCCCCCACCCCCCUUGCCCCCCUCGGCGUACCCGCCAUUGCCGCCCCUGCAUGA
Molecule: messenger RNA, 2718 nt
Organism: Knipowitschia caucasica
Lineage: Eukaryota; Metazoa; Chordata; Actinopteri; Gobiiformes; Gobiidae
Source: the annotation of a GenBank genome assembly